GGGUCCGCCCCUGCACUCCUCCUCCUCCUCCGCGCUCUGCCUGCCCCAACAGCAUCCAUACACAACAGUGUGCUGUCUCUGUUCCAGGGAGAAUAUCAGCUCUGCACAGGGAGGAGAGGAUUAGCGCAGCCGCUCAGCUCAUCUGCAUACACAUUCCCAGAGAACCACAUGAGUGCUCAGGGCUGCACCUCUUUUGUAUAAAACCUGGCACUCCUAUCACAGUGGUUUCACUUGUACCACUGUCACUGCUGUGAGAGGAUUUAAUAAGGACUACUGUUUUUGUUCUUUUAUAUUCCAGACUUUAAAUUUAAAUUUGUUGUCUCUGCUGCCCCUUUUUGACUGGGACAAUGGGAGUAACAAUGUUUGAUUCAGACCUUUUCUAAGCAUCUUUGCCUCUUUUUUUAAUACUUUUCUGCUGGGAUUGUUCCUUCACCUGGUUUUGGAGGUGAGGAGUAGCAGAAUGCCAUCUAGAGAGUCCUACGAGACUCUCAAGGAAGAAAAGUCCCUGGUGCAAAAGGCCAAGCGAGAGGCCAAUCAGGAAGAUAUUCUGGUGGCUGCUCUGGGGAUGAGGAUGGGGCCACAGAAACCGCCAGCCACUUUCUGGCAACCACUAAAACUGUUUGCCUAUUCACAGCUCACCUCACUGGUGCGCAGAGCAACACUGAAGGAGGGCGACCGGACCCCCAAACCCGAGAAAGUACACAACUUCAAGGUCCAUACCUUUCGAGGGCCUCACUGGUGCGAACACUGUGCCAGCUUCAUGUGGGGACUGAUGGCACAGGGGGUCAAAUGUGCAGAUUGUGGGUUGAAUGUCCACAAACAGUGCUCGCCUCUGGUACCCAAUGACUGCAAGCCAGACCUGAGACACAUCCGCAAAGUCUACAGCUGUGACCUCACGACCCUGGUGAACGCCUGUAAUACAGCGCGACCCAUGGUGGUGGACAUGUGCAUACGGGAGAUCGAGUCCAGAGGACUGAAGUCUGAAGGCCUCUACAGAAUAUCUGGAUUCAGUGAUUCAGUGGAAGAAGUCAAGACGGCGUUUGACAAAGAUGGUGAAAAGACAGACAUCUCAGUGAACGCAUAUGAAGACAUCAAUAUCAUCACGGGUGCACUGAAACUCUACCUCCGGGAUUUGCCUGUUCCCGUCAUCUCAUACGACGCUUACCCCAGGUUCAUCGAGGCUGCAAAGCUCACAGAUGCAGAAAAGAAGCUGAAAGCGUUCAGUGAGGCUCUUUCUCUGCUGCCGCCAUCACACUGUGAAACUCUCAAGUAUCUCAUGGCACAUUUAAAAAGGGUCACGCAGAACGAAAAGUCCAACCUGAUGAAUGCAGAGAACCUCGCCAUCAUUUUCGGGCCCACCCUCAUGCGUGCACCAAACCUGGACGCCAUAACAGCGCUCAAUGACAUCCGCUACCAGAGACAGGUGGUGGAGGUGCUCAUUAAAAAGGAAGACGUGCUCUUCUAAACACAGAUCGGGGCUUUUAUAGAGCAGAACGGUUCUUCUGUGUAAAAAAAACAAACAAAAACAGUUUGUACUGAUCAGAGCUGCAGCGAUUAUUCGAUUAAUCGAUUACUAAAUGAAUCUUCAACUAUUUUGAUAAUCAAUAGAGGUUUUUUUUAUUAAAUAAAAAAUUAAAACAAGCUUUCUGAUUUUUCUUCUCCUUAAGUGUAAAUAUAUUCUGGUUUCAUCGCUCCAUCUGACAAAGAAUAUGGUUUGUGGACAAAACAAGAUGUCAGAGAACAUCAUCAUUUCGAGGUUUUUCAACAUUUUAUGGUCCAAACAAAUACUCGAUUAAUCGAUUUUGAAAAUAAUCGUUAGUUGCAGCUCUAGUAAUGAUCAUUUUUUGUGUAUGGACUAGUACUGACCUAACAUCUGCCCCCCCCCCCCGUGCUGGGUGUGGAUGAUGAACCGUAUACUCUGUGUCUCCCCAUUUUUGUCGGGGGAAUUUUCAGACGCUGACAUUCCAGCAUGCAUGUUGCAAGCUCUUUGUUGCUUUGUAGUCGUGACCCAGCAUGUGUUAAAGAUCGAGUAGUGCUGUGAUUUUUGGUUUGAUCUGUCCUGUAGAAGCUGUAGUUCACACUCCCAGCUGCCUCCGUGCAGUGAUUCUCGUGAAACAUCGUAUAGCUGGAUGUAAAUGAAAUAAGAUACUGAUUUUUUCUGCUGUAAUUUUUAUGAUGCUGUAUUUUUCUCAACUGUUUUUAUGUAACCUGCAGUUCUUGGUUAAAUGAGCCUUUCCUGUCACUGAGUACACGCUGGUACUUUUGGCUGAGCGUAACAUUUCUGUUGUGUUAUAAACAGCAUUCUUUGUGAACUUAGUUUUUGUACUGUAAUGUUUUUUUUAUACACAACUUGCAUGAUCAGUUUAAUUUAUUAAACCUUAAUCUAUAUUAAAUGCUUGAUGAAUCUGAAUCUGAUUGUCAUUAAAACAUCUACAUCGCAACAUUUGUUAAA
Molecule: messenger RNA, 2452 nt
Organism: Solea solea (common sole)
Lineage: Eukaryota; Metazoa; Chordata; Actinopteri; Pleuronectiformes; Soleidae
Gene: chn1
Product: chimerin 1
Exons: 7
Coding region: 461-1465 (334 amino acids)
Biological process (GO): signal transduction; regulation of GTPase activity
Molecular function (GO): GTPase activator activity
Source: RefSeq, a predicted model, not a curated record